Messenger RNA from Pogonomyrmex barbatus (red harvester ant), 1071 nucleotides. RefSeq names its product transmembrane protein 179. The record is from RefSeq and is a predicted model, not a curated record. NCBI's taxonomy places the organism in Eukaryota, Metazoa, Arthropoda, Insecta, Hymenoptera, Formicidae.
GUUUACUUAUAUAUGCAGAUAUCCCCUAGCGAUAAUAUCAUUAUCAAUCGGAUCUGUCAAUGAAGGAACCGGAGGAUCCGAGAAUAAUGAACUCCGAUUAAUUCAUCGUAACUGCGUAUAAUUUCAUGGAUACAUCUGGACCGUGAAGCAAUCGAUCAUUCUAUUGUUCUAUAUUAAACAGUCUUGAAACAUGGCAUUGACAAAUAUUUUGCUGCUGAGCCAAAUAGCGGGCUACGUCGUAGCUCUUAUCCUGUCACUGUGUAUCAUUGUGCCUAUGAGCCUACAUCAGGAUGAAUUUAGAGGACAUUGUCUUCUGUUUUCAACUGGAGUGUGGCAGGAAUCGGAUGGUCAAUUUGUGGUAAAUUGGGCAUCACAGGCGUAUUGCAAUUACACGAUAUUUGUAGGCUUGAUACUUCUCGUGACAUCAACAAUACAAAUCUAUCGAUUGUCCUUAUUCAUGUAUCGUAACGAAGACAGCUCGUUUCUCUCUGCAUUUAUAGAUGUUGUCACUUCCAUUAUUCUUAUUAUUGUUACUUUAAUCGCGGCAAUUAUAGUAACUUUGGGUUUUAUGACAUGGUGUCAAUGUAUGACCAAAAGAUUUCCAUCAUGCGAACUAGCAUCUGGAAAUGAUAUAGAUAAGGCUGAUGGUAUCGAUACAUCUGGUUUUUACAUUGAGCUUGGUGCUGCUCAGUUUGGCAUUUGGAGCAGUCUGUCAAUUUGGGUUGGUUUGUCAGUUUUUGCUGUCUUAAAACUAUUAAGAUAUCAUCAGCUGGAAAAUAUGAAAGUCUCCAUGUACAGAGCGAGGCAAAAAUUAAUAGAAGCUACCACAAGUAAUCAGCAGCAGGAGCCAAGUUAAAAUUUGAUAACCAAACAUUUUUUCAGGAGUGAAUUUGAUAAUACUUUUGUUAAUUUGACGAAUGAGAUUUAAAUCUUAAAAAACUUGCAUACAUGUAAAUAUUUACAUCAUAUGAUAUUCUUUGUUAAUUUCAAAGCGCACAAAGUUACUGCUAGCAAAAUGAAUAUUGGUAUAAUACAUAUGUUUGAUUCAGAGUCAAUCAAUUUUGCAAAAAA